UCAAGGGCUGCUGCGCCUUUUCUCACAUCUUUAGAAAAUGCCUCUUGAAGGAUACUGCACACAAUCUAACUCCAAAUUCUGUCAACUUAAUUAUAUGGAGCAUUAUUAUUGACUUACCCUAAUUGCAUGAAUUUCAUGGAUUUUCUUGGAUUAUGACAAUAUAUGGAAUUUACUAUAACCCUCUUAAUUUCUAUAUAAAUCCAUGAAAACAUGCCUUUGGGCUCUCAUAUCGAUCCAAAUAUUGUUUUUUUCACACAUUAAAAUGUGCAGUUACGUGAAAUCCCAUGUUGUCGGGGAGUUCUUGGCCUGUAUUGUAGUGGGAUUGCUGUGUCUGAACGUGGUGCAAAGUAGAGAUUUCGACUGCCGGAAAGAACAAAUCCAAUACUCAGCGAUUAACUGUCGGAAACAUACCGCACUUUUGACGGAUUUUGGAGGGAUAGGUGAUGGAAAAACCUUGAACACGGCUGUGUUUAAGGCCGCCAUUGCUAAUCUGAGCAGCGUUGCGUCUGACGGGGGGGCGCAGCUUGUUGUCCCCCCUGGAAGGUGGCUGACGGGAUCGUUUGAUCUCACUAGCCAUUUUACGCUUUAUAUUCACAAGGAUGCUGUUCUUCUUGCGUCUCAGGAAGAGUCGGAUUAUCCUCUGAUCGAUCCGUUGCCAUCGUAUGGUGUAGGAAGAGAUGCUCCAGGGAAAAGGUUUGCCAGUCUUAUUUUUGGGACAAACCUAACUGAUGUUGUCAUUACGGGAGGGAAUGGAACGAUCAACGGACAAGGUGUAACCUGGUGGAAAAAAUUCAAGGCUCAUCAGCUUAAGAACACUAGACCUUACUUGAUUGAGAUCUUGUACUCAGAUCAGGUUCAGAUUUCUUAUCUUACUCUCAUCAACUCUCCUUCCUGGCAUGUCCAUCCGACUUACUGCAGUAAUGUCAUAAUCGAAAACCUGACAAUUAUUGCACCAAUUGAUUCUCCAAACACAGAUGGGAUCAAUCCAGAUUCCUGUUCAAACACACGCAUACGAGACAGCUAUGUUGUCUCAGGCGAUGAUUGCAUUGCAGUGAAAAGCGGAUGGGAUGAAUACGGGAUAAAAUUCGGGAUGCCCACCCAGCAUCUAAGCAUCAGAAGGUUCACAUGCAUUUCACCUGACAGCGCUGUCAUUGCCCUUGGAAGUGAGAUGUCUGGGGGGAUUCAAGAUGUUCGAGCAGAAGAAAUCUAUGCCAUCAACUCACAGUCAGGUGUCAGAAUCAAGACAGCACCCGGACGGGGAGCCUAUGUUAAGGACAUAUUUGUUAGAAACUUUAACAUGAAUACUAUGAAGUAUGUUUUCUGGAUGACAGGAGCUUAUGGCUCACACCCUGACAAAGGGUACGACCCCAAAGCACUUCCUGAAAUAACAAACAUAAAUUACAGAGACAUGGUAGGGAAGAAUGUUACAAUAGUUGGUGAUCUUUCAGGAAUCCAAAAUGACCCGUUUACUGGAAUCUGCAUAUCUAAUGUGACCAUUGAGCUCAAAUCUUCCAUUUUUCUGUCUGAGAAGAAGAAGAAGUUGCCAUGGAACUGUACUGAUAUUGCAGGGGUGUCAAGCCGAGUGACCCCAAAGCCAUGUGAUCUUUUACCAGAGAAACAAGUGGAUUGUGCUUUCCCUGCUGAUGUGCUGCCUAUUGAUUUGGUUGAGUUGAAGACGUGUUUGGUUGGUGUUGGGAAGGUUUGAGUUUGGCUCUGCUGCCUGGAGGAUAACUGUGCUUAGGUUUUGUUUGAUGUCCUAUAUUGAACUAAGUUUUGAAAUCUUUUUAGGUCUAUGUAUUUGAUUUUGAUGAACUAUUGUUCUUGGUGCUAACUGAAUGGAUACACAUUCAAGUUCAUAGUAAAAACAGUUUUUAAGACCCUGAUUUAUGUAUGUUUUAGCAGAGUCAAGAAGACUACCUCUGUCUAGGAAAAACAAAAUUGUACGAGGAAACAAAUGGAACCUAAGACAUUUUCCUGACAUGAAUAGCAAAGGUCAGAUAAAUAAUAAGUGCAUUGGAAGAUGGCAAGAACA
Messenger RNA from Sesamum indicum (sesame), 2032 nucleotides. Its product is annotated as putative polygalacturonase. Gene Ontology annotation, biological process: carbohydrate metabolic process. Gene Ontology annotation, molecular function: polygalacturonase activity. NCBI's taxonomy places the organism in Eukaryota, Viridiplantae, Streptophyta, Magnoliopsida, Lamiales, Pedaliaceae. The record is from RefSeq and is a predicted model, not a curated record.